AUGCUAAAGUGGACUGUUACCAAGCGCUCGGAAGCAAGCGGUGGAAAUGUCCUGUCGCAGGGCCAGGUUCUCAUGGAAAAGCGCCGUCAUGCACGACGUUCUCUUGGGGCACUGAGUGAGCGUAUUGAAGCAGCUGGAAGGAACGCAGUGUCUAAUGAUGGUGCCAGCAACGGAUUGGCGACGCACCAUCAAAUCAAGCUACGUCGAUCCCUCGGGACUGCCGUCCACGGGCUUGCUAAUUAUGAUAAGGAAAAUCGAUGUAUUACCUCUACGCCGCACCCGAUGACCAGCAGCAGAACAUUGGAUUCACCGUACUCUGCGGCGUUGCGAGACGUGAGCAACAUUACUCCCAACACAACACCCUGCCGACUGUCGACUGUAUCCACUCCUCAGAGCCGCAAGCGGACAUGGGCAUCUUCUCCGGCUUCGGUGGGUCAAAAGAGAGCACCCAAUCAAGAGAUUACCGUCUUGCGUGAGCCGUACGCCACAACUUUGCCUACUUUUGAUAUCGAAUAUUCACCCUGCGGCGGUAAAAAUGUUCCUUUUCUGGCGAUUCGCGGUUUGGGAAUGACAGAAUUUGAAAAUCCCGGUCGAUACUUUCCCACGGACGGCGAAGAGCCGUCAUCGAAGCGCUGCAAGACCAGCGAAAAACAAUCGAUGCCUGACGAAACUGCUCCCAAAAAAGCACCGGUAGGAGUCCCUGGCUUGACUCCUCUCUCGUCGCGGUUCGCUGAUCUACGCUUCAACAAGGGUAGCUUCAAACGGCCACGGUCGGUAGCAAAGACGGUUAACAACAACCAUUUGCCUCCUCCGGAGACCGGAGUGGAUGCACCAGAGGAAACGAAUGAACUAUCAUUGAAUUCGUCGGAAAUGGGAGACAUUACGCUGGACAAGAUGAUCGACGCCAUACUGGAGAGCGCCAAAAAAGACUCUCGCUGGGCCACACCACGCCCGAAACGGUCCUCAAGCAUCAAGUCCAAGCAGUCGAAAGGAUCGUCGCCAACGUACACACCGGCCGACGAUCCGGCUACCGACCUGUACCUCUUGGAGCGGCAUCUUCCAGUGCGAAUAGCGCAACAAGCAGGUGAAACGACAAUAAUUCUUGCAGAAACCAGUCACGUCAACGAAAGAGAAGUCAAAACACCCGAACCAAUACGCGAGCAUCAAACCACCUCAUCAACCAGCCGGGGGUUCCGUCAGUCGCUAAACAAACUUGUGCUGGCAAGUCCGCUGGAAGCGGCCUGUCAUCUGCGGCGUCAAAAGGCCGUCAGAAGAAAGCAUGGUAAGCAAGAAUCCGGAGGCCUUGAUGGUGGUGGUGUAGCAUCAAUGCAACGGAAAGACUUGCAGGCCAGCGAUGCAUCGAAAAGCCCAGAAACCCCAAACGUAGCCUUCAGUCACUCCAGAAUCGAUCAGCUGGCUUUGGUAAAAACGCCCGUCCAUGAGGGAGCUUGCGUAUUCGCACCAGAGGAUGGUACUGUAGAGUUGCAGAAACAGCAGGAGCAGCAAUUGGUAUCGGCCACCGCAACACCCAGCAUACGAUCAACUGAUCUACAGGGCUGCUCCACACCUACCGAGUCGAUCGAGAAGACGCGUAAGUGUCUCAACUUUUCGCCAACGCUCAGCGAGGACUCGCUGGAAAAGCGAGGGUCGGUUGCCUCCUCAAUAACCUCGCGCUGUUCUAGGGCUGGUUUCGCGCUGGGCACAGGACCGACCGUGCGGGGUACACUCGAACUAAGUAUCGGUUUCGACCAGACAGGUCGCCUGCAAGUACACGUCAUCCGUUGCCGAGACCUUCAGAGAACGCAAACAGGCAGCACGGCAGGUUGCAAUGCUAUCAACGCGUAUGUAAAAGUGGCGCUAACCACCAUCGGCAACACCGGCAGCGUACUGGCGGGACACACGGAAUUCGGUCCAUUUCAACGCACAGCCGUCCAUCGUAACUCCAACCGACCGAUCUUUGACCAUCGGUUUUUCUUCGAUACUCAGCCGGAUGACGAGCGCCGGAUUCAGCUGGCCGUUUGGCACCGGGAUAGAGAAUGCAGACGAAGCGAGUUUUUAGGAUGUAUAUCAUUUCCCGUUCAGAAUGUGACUAAGCAGGAUAUCAAUGGAGCAUACCACCUGCAGCCGCAAUCUUGUUUGACGAAUCCUAUCGCACCGCUUCCAGACACCAUGUGUGAGAACUCUCAAUCCUGCGUGGAUGAAAUAGUGUGCACGGUAGACACUACCAGCAGUGCGAUGUCCUUGACUACAGGAGUUGCUGUGGGCACAGUACCGGACCAUACCAACGGCACCGGUGAACCUCUUAGCCUCAGUAAGAAGGCGCUCCAUCAACGUGACGCAGACGAGAAUCUAUUUCUGCGCUUCCUAGAGCUCGAUCCGUCCCCCGAGGUAGCGCCAUCGGGCGGUUGCGGAAAUCUUCCGGUACCGGCCACUCCACGUCGCAAUUCUGUCUGCUCGAGCACCAAACCGGCUAGUGCUUCAUUGGGACGCACGCCUUUUACGAUUACGAAGCGACUAGCACGGUCCGGUGACAGAGGGUUUGGCUUUUCUAUCGUUUGGACUCAUCCACCACGCGUGGAAAAGGUGGAGUCGGGUUUAUCGGCUGAGAAGGCUGGCAUCCUACCCGGGGACUAUGUGGUGUUUGUCGAAAAGCACAACAUCGUCACCAUGCCUGAGCAGGACGUGCUGAAUCUGAUCAGAUCGCAGGGUAACACGUUGUUGCUGGAAAUUUUUCGGCGGCCUCAACAAACAGGCGGCCAGCACUCGCGUAGCAACUGUCUUCGUAAUUCCAUCACGGGGCCAGCGAACGCAUCCACUAUUGGGAGCAACAACGCCAUUAACUAUCCGUCGCUAAAUGCUUGUGCUGCCAUCAUGCCAUCACUUUUGGACGAACAGGAACCCUCCCUGAAGACUGCCGUUCCGUACGGAGUGGCUCGGUCGUCGACGGCUUGCUCCAAUUUUUCCAUCGAAACCGCCAAACGGAAGCUUCACUUACCGCAAGUUACAUUUAGCAAAGAGUCAAUUGUUCAACCUUUUCCCGACGAUCAUCGCCGAAAGUUUCUCUACCAGCUGAUUAGCCGUGAGCAACACUUUGUUAACGCCAUAAAUUUUGGUAUUGAGCGAUUUGUCAAUCCACUACGUGAACGAAAAGACUUAAUCUCACCGAAUGACCACAAGAUCCUUUUUCAAAACAUCGACGAGCUGUCACGAAUAUCAGAAGAUAUUCUGGAGCAAAUCAUACAGGAUGAUACCGAACCUCACAUCCACUUCGCUUCCCGUGUCUAUCUGUCCAAGAGUACAGCCCUAUGCGUGGCCUACAGGAAGUAUUGUAAUGGGCUCAAGAAGGCCGAUUGUGUACUGGUCAACAAGUCAAGAAAUUCAAACUGUGAUUUUAUGAAAUUUAUAACGGAGCCACCGGUACCACGGAAACGUCCAGAUCUCACCACAUUCAUUCAUCGUCCGCUUCAGCAUUUUAGGGAAAUUUUAAAACUAGUGCAAAUGAUUGCGUCCCAUUGUCGUGUAGAUAGUGAAGAACAUAAUAAUUUCAACAGUAUCAUUAGUGAGUUGCAGAUCGCGUAUCGUGAAAUUACUGUUGGCGGUGGGCUUAUGGAACCGAUAGGUGAAGGUCGUCCGCUGUUAACAUUACAGGACCUAGAGGCACGGAUGGUGUUUACCAAGUGUAAACCAUUUCAACUGGCAUCUCACGGACGGCAAUGGAUUUUCGGUGGUGAUCUAUCACGAGUUGAAGGACGCUCAAUUAAACCAUACUGGACACUGCUGUUUAGUGACAUUUUGCUCUUUGCCAAAGUCAGUCGUGAUCGUGUGCUGUUUAUCACUGAAGAGCCUAUAGCUCUAUCUACAAUUACCGAUUCAUGUUUCAAUAUACGUAAAAAGAGUACUGAGUUUCGUAUCACAACCGAUCCGAACGGAAGGCAAAUCGAAAGCCCAACGGUGCAUUGCGCUCCGGACUUAACCCGUACACCGAAGAAAAGUUCAAAGAAACGCUACAUCGUGCUCCGUGCGCCAUCAACGGAACUGAAAGCAGUUUGGCAAAAUUUACUCACCAGACAAAUCUUCUUGGUGAAUGCCACCCUUGGUUCUACGCCACUGAGCAGCCCGCUGGAUUCACCGGAUAUUCUUCAAUCGCUUGUACCGAUCAGCGAUAUUGGAGCUACGGCAACCACCAUGGCGUCUGUGAAGGUGCCUUCGCUAGAUAGCAUUCAUCUGAAAAAUCAACAGUCAAGACUGACCAGGGUUCCAAAACAAGUCGAGGAGCUUAUCGAUGAAAAAUGUAGAAAACUGAAUAAGACGGGCGUACCACAGGGCAGUGCUCUUCAUUUGGCGGAAUGGAUGAAGGGACAGUUGGACAAGCAGGUGAUCGAAUCCGAUCCAAUAGACUCCGAUCCCGAGCAGUUGGUUGAAGAGUGGUCUGUAGAGCAAGUGGCAAACCGAUCGAAAGAACUUAAUCUGGUUGAUGUUGGCGGAAGUCUUUGCACACCGUCGCUGAAUGGUAAUGGCCACAGUACUGGAAAUAGCAUUGCAAAAUCCGCAACCGAUGGACAACAUCCACCGGACGACAGCUCUGCGUUUGAAGAGGAUGACGAUAAUAAGAGCGUAUCUAAAAGCACAACAUCUGACAGUCAGAUAACGGUGCGGUCGAGUCCAUUGAGUAACAAAAUAGACACGAUUUCAAUGUGCCGGCAAUGUCACAAGAAUUGCAAAAGCCGUUUGAACUCAUCAAGCAGCAACUCCUUGACGGUGCAGCACAGCCAGAGUGCUCCACUUAACCGAUGUUGCGUCUCCAGUUCAACGACGGGCAGUAGCCUUAACAAAAGCCCAAAUUCCGUGUCAAGCAUGUCUUCCUCUAGUACGCUAACAACGCUAGGUAGAUCCGUGGGGCAGGACAAUGAACCCGCCGAGCAUGCCGUAACGGACACGCAUGAUCGACGACGUGGCCCACAAAUAGCGACUAAUGGAAGUUACCGGACUAAGUGUCAAACGCCUUGCCAUUGCAAAUGCACACCCAAGGAUUUUGAAAAAAGUACGCUUAGUCCGGACGAGUUGUUACACGAGCGUGUGAAAAUAUUGGAUAACAUCAACGAGAUUAAUGCGAACACUACUACAAUGCAACCAUUAAACAGUACUAACAAAAUUAACGGCACUUUGGCGAACCACAACCCGUCACCGAAUCAACGGCAAGAUAAUGUAACUGAGCGAGCAGAAAUCUUCACAAAUAAUAACAACAACGGGGAUACUGCAGCGUGGUCGCUAAUGGGGUUGAUUGGGCUUGCUCAGAUGAACCCGGUAGCAUCACUUGUACAGAUAGAUCCGUUUGAAGCUCUUCCGACCAUCGCCGUAGUACCACCAACUCCAGACCCUGCAGGCCAAGCAUCGUCUCAUCAGACAAUGGAACUUACGAUGCCGUGGUCAACACAAACACGUCGGCUACAUCUAAACCCGGUCGGGCAGGUGGCCGAUGGAGCUGUUAGCGAUGAGUAUUCGCCCGAUAACUCUCCCGACGAUGAGAUCAUUGAUCCCCCGUAUCGUGCCCUCAAUACUGGCCUAAAGCGUUACGGUACCAUAUCCAGUCUAGAAAGGGUUCCUUCGGAGGACACAGACGACAACAAGACCUACAAUUCUUCGGAGGAAGAUUCAGAAAGCGAUAUCAAAAUUAUCACCAAGGAAGUAUACGACAAUAAUACACAAACUUUUCUAAACUGGACUACCAGAGCCGGCAAUUUUAUCGAAGAGUCACGAGCAUUUAUAGAUCGUUACCUUGGACGACGAGAUAACAGCGCGGAUGAUACCGAGGAUAAAAACGAGAAUGAAUUGAACCGCGACAAACGUCCCAGCGACCACGCAGGAAGCAGUGGCGGUGACGAAGAGGAAGCAAUAGAAGGGGAAACGUCGGCCACAUCUGGCGAAGAAGUUUGGGGAACACCUACCAGUGGCGGUGAAAAUGACGACAUGCAGAUCUUCGGUAGCAUCGAGCAAACACACUCGUCUCCUACUAAAUCAUCCUCGUCGUAUACCGGUGAUGACGAUACGGAAUUGAUGAUGGAUGAACUACUUAUGGCUCCGCCGAUGACAGCUAGCGCUGUUCGUGGACUACUACCAAGACGUAAACUAGAACCACUAUUCGAAGAAGAAAGCGAAAGCUAUGAAUCGGAUGAUGACAGCAAACCACUCAACGGGCGAGAAAAACAGGGGCAAGCUUCGGAAAAAAAUCCUCUGGUUUAUGCGGAUUUAAAAGAUUCCACCGGAUCCGAAUCGGUAAGUACGACGCCGUCGUCGACAACCCGGGUAGAAGUGACCGAGACGAUCAAGACUACCACUCCCGACGAAAGUUAUGGGAGUGUUGCUGACAGAUGUUAUGCAUCUGUGCAGCUCCCGAGCACCGGGACGCGUUGUGCAAACGAUACCGAACAUUCCGCCGACAGGGCCAAUGCUCCGAUCGGGCUAUGUCCGAGGCUCGAGAUGCGCUUAGCGCUGAAUCACGACAUCCUCGGAGACGAAGACUUGCUCACAUACAGUCCUGGGCCGGAUCUGACCGCGAUUCUCGGGCACGACCUCUUCACAUACCAUCGAAUGAGCGGGAAGGACAUUAUCUUGAAUCGUAUCGUGACGCGUGUGAACAGCUACACCAACCUUCAGACGGCCCCGAACAUUGCCAUGACAACCAACACCGAGCGACCCACGUCAAUGGCAUCCAGCCAAACCCUGAAAAACGGAAUGAGCUCAUCAUAUCAGCAAAACAAUUCAAAGAUGGAUACUCCUAUACCGAAUCGCAGAACCGCUACCGUCCCAGCUACUUGGAACAAUUUUGGGUCUGUGGAUCGAGAAGAAAAGACUCUGUCGGACCUGGAACGUUUGGCGAGGCGGGAGAAAGUUUACUGUAUGACACAAUUCAGUCAAAACAGUUCUCAUCUGAAACAUACAGCUAGUUUUACCAACAAAACAAAACAUAAAAGCAAAUUAAUUAACUUUCUUUCGAGGCGUAACUCAGAGAAUCAAUUGGUAACACUUUUCACAAGCAAAGACACCAUUGAUGAUGGUUCCACAUCGCAACCGGAUUCCAGUCGCUUGAAUUCCCCACGGAAAGAAACUGUCAAAUCGUUAGAUCGCAGAUUCUGGAAACAAUUGAGCAAACGGCGAAGAUCUAGCUUACACGAGGUAGAACUUAAUGUCUAGGUGGGUUAUUCCUUAAGGGUAGUAAAAUGUGAAGCAUAAACUUUUCACAAAAUUACUUUAAAAAAUACACUGCGUCAUUCCUAUAUAAGUUCACAGA
Molecule: messenger RNA, 7288 nt
Organism: Anopheles coustani
Lineage: Eukaryota; Metazoa; Arthropoda; Insecta; Diptera; Culicidae
Gene: PsGEF
Exons: 20
Coding region: 1-7191 (2396 amino acids)
Biological process (GO): signal transduction
Cellular component (GO): nucleus; plasma membrane
Molecular function (GO): protein binding; guanyl-nucleotide exchange factor activity
Source: RefSeq, a predicted model, not a curated record